Drosophila hydei is the source of this 5761-nucleotide messenger RNA. RefSeq names its product putative epidermal cell surface receptor (gene sas). Gene Ontology annotation, molecular function: protein binding. NCBI's taxonomy places the organism in Eukaryota, Metazoa, Arthropoda, Insecta, Diptera, Drosophilidae. Bases 40 to 5208 code for a protein of 1722 amino acids. The record is from RefSeq and is a predicted model, not a curated record. The transcript is spliced from 9 exons.
AGCGAAUAUAUUAUAUAUAUAGAAAAACAUAAAUCUAAAAUGCAAGCGUGUAGAAAAAAAAGAGCUCCGGGCGACACGGCGUCAAUUUUGUGGAGCAAACUCUUUGUGUCCAGCCUCUGCGGAUUAUUGUUGCUUGGCAUUCAAAUUGAGCGUGCGGCGUCUGCGCCUGCAGGUGAGGAUGAUGCUGCAGCCAUGCCUACUACUCUGAUGCCACCACUGGAUAUAACCACUGAAGUUGACUCUACAACAGCAACAGCAACAACAACAACGACAACAACAACCACAGUAGCGGCAGCAACAACAAUUGGCGUAGAACAAAGUAGCGAGUCGACUGCGACUGCGACUGCGACCAUGUUGGAUAGUUCAACGACUUUGGGAUCCAACAAAUUGAACUCAAGCGAAGCUGAGAUGACGACAAUAUUACCUGUGGUUGAAAUUAGUAGCACCUUUAGUAGUAACAGCAGCGUGGCCCAAGAAGAAACCACUGUGCGCUCGACGAGCAUCGAGCCCAUUACCUCCACGGAGCCAACAACAACUCCGCGUGUUGAGAUCGUACAUCAGUCGGAGCUGGAGCAGACGCACAUUCAGCAUAUUCCUCUAAAAGAUGAGCAUGCUGAGAGCGUGGGCGGCGAUGCCACCACGGAGCAACAGCAGCAGGAACAGCAGAAUGAGCUGUUGCUUAACCAAAUCUCCAAUGAGAACGAUGGUGAUGCCAAGGAUUUGAAUAAUUUUCGGCAUCCGGCAACACUUAUAACGGCCAGCAACAGCGAGGAGAACGUGUCCGGUAUCAGUGAGAAUGAAAGUGACAGCGACAAGUCCGCACUCACAACAACAACCACGACAUCGACAACGUCAACAACAACAACUGCCGCCCCAACAACGACAACAACAAGUGAGUCCGAAGAUCCCUAUCAUGUGCAUAUACUGUCCGAGAAUCAUGAUCGCCUGGCCGAGCACGAAGAUUAUCAAAUGCUGUCGAGCAGCACCGAGGAGGGCGAGCCAGCGACAACAACUGCAGCAGCAGCGGCAACACCAACCACAGCAACAACAACAACAACGACAACGACAACGACAACCGAGUCGACCGUUGGCAUUAUUGUCAGUAUGGAGAACAAGGCAACGGCGCAGCCAUCAACUGAGACAACAUCCACAUCCCGAGCACGCGCCAUGAAUAUGAAUGAGCCCGAGAGUCAGCAACCGACUGAGAUGCCAGUCGAAGCGGAGACAGCGGCAGAGGCAGAGGCAGAGGCCACCACACUCAUUCCGCGGUUCGAAGUGGAUGCGGCUCCAGUGAUUAACAUUGUUGAAGGACAGCAUGUGCUUGGAGUGCAGCACCCAACCGAGGACGAAACAAGCAGCAGCGACAGUAGCAGCAGCAGCAGCACUACAACACCAACCACAACAACAACAACAACUACAACUGAUACACCAUUUGUUGCAUUCGCCGGCGAGGGUCGCUCGGCAGGUGGCGGCGAGGAUGUUGAGCUACUGUUCCGUCACAAUGCCACCAUGCAUCAGGCUUUUCUGGAUCUCAGCGACGUCAGUAUGGACGACGAACGCACAGAGCUAAUUACAACUACAACGACAACAACAACCUCUACAACAGCUCAACCCGAAACGGAAGUGCCGAAAAUUGUGGAGAUCACAGCCAGCGGAGAUACCAUGCAACGUGAAUGUAUGGCCAGCAAUGUCAGCUAUAAGCAUGGCGAAAGCAUGGAACGGGACUGCGAUGAGCGCUGCACCUGCAACCGCGGCGAGUGGAUUUGUGAGCCGCGUUGCAAGGGUAGCAGCUAUCCGCGCGGCAGCCAACGCACCAUGGCGAAUCCGCAUUGCCAAGAGCGUAUUGUGGAGGAGGAUGAAUGCUGUAGGGUUAUGGAGUGCGUCGAGCCAUUGCUAGAGCCCAGCGUAGCCACAGCCGACUUGGCUGGCAUGCCAGCUGUUGCUGCCGCUGAGCAGAAUGAAGAAGGCACGCCCAAGCCACGCAACGACUGCCAUUAUGAAGGCGGAAUUUACAAGUUCCGUGAGCGCCUGGAGAUUGGCUGCGAGCAGAUCUGCCACUGCGACGAAGGAGGCAUCAUGAAUUGCCGUCCGCGCUGUCCGGAACGCAAUCAUACGCGCGCCGACAAGUGUGUCUAUGUCAAGGAUCCCAAGGACGUCUGUUGUCAGCUGGAGCUCUGCGAUGUUACGCUGGAUGAUCACGAGCAACAGCAGCCGCUGCUACCCACGCUGCAUGGCGGUCAGAACAGCAUUGGAGAUGAGCACGAGCAGGAGCGUAGCUUUAACUUGGAGGAGCAGGCACGUGAUGCUGGCGGCGCCACGCCCACUUGCAGCUUCAAAGGCGUACAGUAUGAUCUGGGACAGCAGUUCCGCGACGGUUGCGAGCAGCUGUGCAUCUGCAAUGAGCAGGGCGUGCACUGUGCCAAGGUAGAGUGUCCCUCCACCUUCGGCCUGGACGUGCUCAAUCCACUUUGCAUACGCUGGGAGCCGGUGCCGGCAGACUUCAAGCCCGUAGCACCACACUGCUGUCCAGAGAGCAUGCGCUGUGUGGACAACGGCACCUGCACAUUCCAAGGCAUGGAGUUUGAGAACUGGGCACCCAUUCCGGCCAACCUGACGGGUUGCGAGAAACAUUGCUACUGCGAGAACGGCAAGGUGGAGUGCCGUCCAGCUUGUCCGCCAGUUCUGGCACUGCCACCUGCAGACUUGCCUUGCCAUCCGGCGCAGGCGCGUCUGCUGCCCAUUCCCGAUGAUGAGUGCUGCAAGCACUGGGCCUGCGCACCGCUGUCACCCAAGAUAGGCGCAGCUGGGCAGCAGGAACAGGAGGAGGAGACACAACAAGAUCAACAGAAACAGCCGGCAACCCAAACCUCAAUGCCAACUGAAACAACAACAACAUCGACAACGACAACAACGACAACAGCAACAGCAGCAACAACAACUAACAAAGUGUUGCAUGAGAAGCCAACGGAUGUUGAUUACGAGAAGAAAUCACAGCUAGCCGCCGCCUUCUAUCCCACACUGGAUGGCAAGCCGCCAAAGGCGAGCGCAGGCAUCUUUGACAAGCAUGACAAACACCACAAGAAGGUCCAGCCACACCAGCAGCAGCAACAAAAUGACAUUAAGUACGAUGUGCAUGAGGAUCAGCAGGAGGACGUUGUGAACAAUGGAGCACCGUUGCCACCGGGAGGCGGCUUUGUGCCACUGCAGCUGGGCGGCCACUACAAUGACUAUCAACAGCAGCAACAACAUCAGCAACAGCUUGGACCCUAUGGCUUCUACAACCCGGCAAAGCCCGCCUAUGAUGCAUACAAUCCCUAUGAGCCAUAUGACAUUAAUCCGAAUGGCAUACCACAGGGCAAGCCCCCGCCGGUGCCGACCAGUCAAUCGGAUCUGUUCAAUAUUCUAGGCGCUGAACAGUCUGGACAUCCGGCACAGUCAUUGCCCCAGAAGGACAACCACAAUCUGCCCUCACAUGUGAGAAUCGAGCAAAUAUUGCAGCACUUGCAGCAAAGCGUGCCAGGCGGACCAGGAGCAUCACCCCAACAGCAACAACAACAACAACGGCCAUUGCCUCCUCAUUAUGUGCCCAUAGUGCACAGUGGAGUGCCACCGCCACCGCCUCCACACGGCAUUGCCAUAGUAGAUGGUCAGCCCGUGGCAUAUGAGAGCUAUCCAUUGAUACCUGGUCUGGGCGUCCCACCACCUUUGCAACAUCCCCAGCAGCAGCAGCAUCAGCAACACAAUCAACAGCAACAUCAACAACAAAAACAGCAAAAACAACAACAUGAAUCAUUGCAGCAAUUGCCUAGCAUUGCGCCCAGCUCUAGCACCAGCUCUGGUCUAUCCACGCAGGCCAGCGAGCACAGCCUGCAUCACAGUCCGAACCAGAGUGAAAGUCAGAGCCAGAGCCAGGGCCAAACGGACAAACUGCCCACCCAGCAAGCAGGCUUCAACAAUCUACAGCCAGACAUCGAAGUGCACACUCUGGAGGCCAUUGAUCCACGUACCAUUCGCAUUGUGUUCACUGUGCCACAGGUUUAUGUGAAUCUUCAUGGACGUGUUGAGCUGCGAUAUACCAAUGGCGCGAGCAAUGAUACGUCUAGCUGGGAGCAACAGAUAUUUGCACCGCCCGAAGAUCUAAUUGCCACCUCGCAAAUGGAGUUCGAUUUGCCCGGCCUGGAGCCAAAUUCGUUGUACAAGGUGAAGAUAACGCUGAUUCUGCGCGAUCUUAACUCGCAGCCUACGAGCCGAGUCUUCACGGUUAAGAUGCCAGCUGAGCGGACGAUAACGCCGCCGCCCCAGAUUUCUGACUACAGACCAGACUUCCAGGACAUCUUCAAGACCGUGGAGGAUCCCGAGCUGAAUGUCAGCGAAACGAACGCCACGUGGCUACAGCUGACCUGGAAGAAGCUGGGCGACGAUCAAAUGGAGUAUGUGGAUGGAGUACAGCUGCGCUACAAGGAGCUUACGGGCAUGAUCUAUUCCUCCUCGCCUUUGAUACAUCGUACGCUCACCGGUUACACCAUACAGAAUCUGCAGCCUGAUACAGGCUACGAAAUCGGUCUCUAUUAUAUUCCAUUUGCCGGCCAUGGAGCCGAGCUACUGGCCGGACACAUGAUCAAGGUGCGCACAGCACCCAAAACGGAUGUCUAUGGAUUCGAUGUUAUGGUCAAUGUCACCAAGGUGAAGUCGCAGAGUGUGGAAAUCUCCUGGAAUGGUGUGCCCUACCCAGAAGACAAAUUCGUGCACAUCUAUCGCGCCAUCUAUCAGAGCGAUGCUGGCAAAGAGGAUUCAAGCGUGUUCAAGGUUGCCAAGCGGGACAGCACAACAGGCACUCUGAUUAUGGACCUUAAGCCAGGCACCAAAUAUCGCCUCUGGCUGGAAAUGUACCUCACCAACGGCAACACCAAGAAGAGCAACGUGGUCAACUUCAUUACCAAGCCAGGUGGUCCAGCGACGCCAGGCAAAACAGGCAAAUUGCUUACUGCAGGCGUCUCUGAUCAACCAGUUGGCGACUAUUACGGCCCACUUGUCGUUGUCUCUGUGAUUGCCGCUUUGGCGAUAAUGUCGACGCUCGCACUGCUGCUGAUCAUAACCAGGAGACGAGUGCAUCAAACGGCAUCGAUAACACCGCCGCGCAAGAGCGAUGCAGCCUACGACAAUCCCUCGUAUAAAGUAGAGAUACAGCAGGAGACAAUGAAUCUGUAACGGGUCGUUCAGAUGAGAGAGGCAAUACUCAAUGCACCCAAAACUAGCUUAGAGCAAUGUUCUUGUAAAUACUUCAAAAACUCAAAACUCAGUGUCAGUAAAAAAAGAAAAGAAAAGUUAAUGAUGAAAUUAAUAUGAAUUUCCAUUACCCGGCGCAGGAUUCAAGGGAUGUCCACUCACUAAAAUGGCCGCCAUGUUGUAUGUAGUGUUUAAGAGCCCUUAUAAAUGAACUAAACAUUUUUUGUUGUUAAACAAUUGUAACUUGUGUAUAUAGAGAAAUAGAAGAGAAAAACUGAAAACUGAAAAAUUAAAAGUGAAUAAUGAAAUCUGAAAACUGACCAAGUCCAAGAAACCAAUCGGCCUCGCCUGGGGCGUGUGAAAUGUUUAUGUUUACGCAAAUUCUUCUAGCGAUUUCUAAAUGCCUAGUUAGUUUAACUUGUAAAUUUUAGCUUUACAUACGUACAUAUACCGUAAUUUAAGAACGAACACCAGCAGUUCUUCAAGUAACAGUCCAUAAAUAUUUAAAUAUUAGCUUGUAAACGUACAGAGAUAU